CAGGCACCGGAAAUAAGUGUGUAGUUCAAAAGAGCCGCGCCUCGGUGUUUUGACAGCCACCGUUAAGUUAAACAUUUGACAUAAACUUCACUACAGCCAAUCUAUAUAGCGCACUGCUCAUCGCUGAUGUAGCAUUGCGAUUUGGAUCCGUUUACAGUAAACUCUGCAGUAUUGAACUCUUUGAUCAGUAACGUUAGAUAUGCAGUCAAACUUCAGUCGGUCCUCUGUGCAGCCUCACACACCGUCGAUCAGCGCCUCGCCGAGAUACGCUUUCAUCGAUUUUUUGGAUGUGGGCCGUGCAGAGACAAUAUCCCAAGAAAUUGCAAAUCUAACAGAAGAUGCUGGUCAGGACCUGGAGACGGAGGAGAGCGGUGAGAUUGGAUAUAUUCAAGGCACAGUAGUUGGUCUGCGAUACUACUCUGGAGUGGUCAACAGAGGAGAGAUGGUGUCACUGGUGAGAGAGCCGCAGAAUCCCUAUGACAGAAACGCAGUGGUGGUUGCCAAUGUUUAUGGUAGUCAGGUUGGGCACAUCAAGAAAGAGCUGGCAGCCGCAAUGGCCUAUAUUAUUGACAACAAAUUGGCAAGAGUGGAAGGGAUUGUGCCCUAUGGGGAGACAAAUAAAUUCUCAAUGCCUGUGAACCUCACUUUCUUGGGCAAAGAGGAAAACAGAGAGGCUGUUCACAACCAUAUGAGACGUCAUGGUUUCAGACUUGGCACUGACUUCAAAGGAGGCACUGCAAAAACAUCAUUUGGUAGGGAUCCAUUAGGAUUACUCAAAUCAUCUUCACAAAUAUCUGCCAUUCCCUUGACUGCAGAAGAGCUUAAAAGUGCCUUUGACAAGCUCUUUGACGAUUUAAUGGAGGAUAAAACAAGAGAAAUGGAACCGGCAGAGGCGGUGUGCACUCCACUGCUCCCACAUCAAAAGCAGGCGCUCUCAUGGAUGACCUCGCGUGAAAACAGCAGUGAUCUGCCUCCUUUCUGGGAGCAGAAGGGUGGCCUUUACUUUAACGUUCUCACUAACUUUGCUGUUAAGGAAAGGCCAGAGAAAGUGCUUGGUGGAAUUUUGGCUGAUGAUAUGGGGCUGGGCAAAACCCUUACCACUAUUGCUUUAAUAGUGUCUAAUUUCCAUAAUGGGAAACCUCUGCCACUGGAGAAAUGUGGAGAAUCAUCUGAACCUUCUACUUCUAGAAAGAAGUCAGCCUCAAAAGGGAAAAGUGGAGAAGUAUCUGAGGAAGUAGUGGAGUCAUCCCCAUCGAAAAGAUCACAUGUUGAUAGUGCCUCUGCUGAUACCAUUGAUAAAGAUGUACCUCGGAAAAAAGCAAAAACUACAAAGAAAACUUCAAAAAAGUCUGCUAACACAAAAGAAGUGAUUUUGCUGGACGAUGAUGACUUUGCUGCCGCUCUGGAAUGCAGUUCCACACAAGUCAUGCCUCCAAAGAAGAACGUAAAGAAGAGGUCUGGUGCGGAUAAGGGCUCCUCUGCAGGUACUGGGGGCUCUGGGGCCAGAGCCACUUUGAUUGUAUGUCCUUUGUCGGUCCUUAGCAACUGGCUGGAUCAGUUUGAGCAACAUAUGCGAGCUGAUGUCACUUUGAACGUGUAUCUGUACUACGGUGCCGAACGCAACCGAUCGGUCAGCCUUCUGGCUAGUCAAGAUGUGGUUCUCACGACAUACAAUGUUCUUUCAUCAGACUUUGGAAACAAGGCCAGCAGUCCUCUGCACAAAGUAAACUGGCUCCGAGUGGUUCUGGAUGAGGGUCACGUCGUGAGAAACCCCAGCGCCCUUCAAAGCAAAGCUGUCCUGGAGCUCCAAUCAGAGCGCAGAUGGAUCCUAUCUGGAACGCCUAUUCAAAACUCCUUGAAGGAUCUUUAUAUGCUUCUGUCCUUCUUGAAGCUGAAGCCAUUUGAUGUGAAGGAGUGGUGGAGCAGAAUUAUUCAGAGACCUGUAACCAUGGGCGACAGAGUUGGACUACAGAACCUGCAGGCUCUGGUCAAGGGGAUUACACUGAGACGCACUAAGACCAGUAAGGUGGAUGGUCGCACGGUGGUGCAGUUACCGGAGAGGACAGUGUUUGUGCAGCAUGUGACUCUUUCUGAAGAGGAGAGGGAGAAGUAUGAGCAGGUCAAGACUGAGGGCAGGAACAUCAUCGGCAGGUAUUUCCAAGAGGGCUCCGUCAUGACAAACUAUGCUGAUGUGUUGGCCAUUCUGGUUCGUCUGAGGCAGUAUUGUUGUCACCCUAGUCUUGUCGGAAAAUAUACAGGGGGAGCAGAUCCCGUGACCCCCAGUGAGCUUCGGGAACGCCUCAUCAAUAAGAUUACAUUGGUGCUGAAUUCUGGUUCGGAUGAGGAGUGCGCUAUCUGUUUAGACUCUCUGCGUCAACCCGUCAUUACAUACUGCGCUCACGUCUUCUGCAGGCCUUGCAUCUGUGAGGUCAUCCGCUCAGAGAAGGAGCAGGCCAGAUGUCCACUGUGUCGUGCUCAGAUCAAGACUAAAGAGUUAGUGGAGUAUCCUGGAGAAGAGCUGGAGACUGGAUCAGUCACUGGGGAGAAGUGGCGAUCAAGUUCAAAAGUGGAUGCGUUGAUGACCAUCCUGUUGAAGCUCCGUAAUGAAGAUCCCACUGUGAAGAGUCUUGUGGUCUCUCAGUUUACAAAGUUUUUAGAUAUUUUGGAGGUUCCUUUGAGGGAAUAUGGUUUCUCUUUUACACGCCUGGACGGCUCUAUGACUCAAAAGGCCAGAGCAAAGGCCAUUCAGGACUUGCAAGAUUCUUCUCCUGGAAGCCCCACCAUCAUGUUGCUGUCACUCAAAGCAGGAGGGGUGGGGCUUAAUCUGACCACAGCGUCCCAUGUCUUCAUGAUGGAUCCAGCCUGGAAUCCUGCAGCAGAAGAUCAGUGUGUCGACAGAUGUCAUAGACUAGGCCAGAGCAGAGAUGUGGUGAUCACUAAGUUUAUUGUAAAAGAUUCAGUGGAGGAGAACAUGGUGAAGAUUCAGAAGAAGAAGCAGGAGCUUGUGGCUAAGGCUUUUGGAACAAAAACCCCACAGGACCGAAAACAGUCCCGGAUCGAUGACAUCCGAGCCCUCAUGGAGAUUUAGUCUUACCAGGGUGUUAACAUUCUCAACCAGUUUGACUACUGUCAGUUCAUUUCAGAUACAGUGCUUAGUUGAAUGUGACACUUUAUUUAGUCCGUUUCAGUUAUUCAGUUCUUUCUCCAUGCAC
Molecule: messenger RNA, 3212 nt
Organism: Triplophysa rosa
Lineage: Eukaryota; Metazoa; Chordata; Actinopteri; Cypriniformes; Nemacheilidae
Gene: hltf
Product: helicase-like transcription factor
Exons: 25
Coding region: 200-3088 (962 amino acids)
Molecular function (GO): zinc ion binding; hydrolase activity, acting on acid anhydrides, in phosphorus-containing anhydrides; nucleic acid binding
Source: RefSeq, a predicted model, not a curated record